GGGCCCAUUCAUGUCUCCUCAUGAGACCUAAGCUUCCCCCCCACUGCACAAUCACACUAUUCUUCUUUCAUCUCUUUUCUUUCCUUCUUUCUCCAUCACCCACCCGUUUUCUUAAUUUCAAUUCUUGUCAAAAUAGUCUUCAUCAUUUUCUCUGCAAAAGAAAUUAAUCAUGUCAGGUGAUCAAAGGCCUAAAGAUUCUGCUGAAGGCUCUUCGCGAUCUGGAGGCGAUCACCACCAGCUUCAAUCAGCUCCUUUGAGCCGGUAUGAGUCGCAGAAACGGCGAGACUGGAACACUUUCGGACAGUACUUGAAGAAUCAGAGACCCCCAGUUUCAUUAUCUCAGUGUAAUUGCAAUCAUGUGCUUGAUUUCCUUCGGUAUCUUGAUCAGUUUGGCAAGACUAAGGUUCAUCUACAUGGGUGCGUCUUCUUUGGACAACCUGAUCCUCCUGCUCCUUGUACAUGCCCUCUAAGGCAAGCUUGGGGGAGCCUUGAUGCCCUAAUCGGACGCCUUCGAGCAGCUUUUGAGGAGCAUGGAGGAUCAGCGGAGACUAACCCCUUUGGAAAUGGAGCUAUUCGGGUUUAUUUGCGUGAAGUGAAAGAGUGUCAAGCUAAGGCAAGAGGGAUUCCUUACAAGAAGAAGAAGAAGAAGAAGACUCAAAUAAGGCCAAGAGACGAAGCAAAGCCUUCGAUGCAGACAGCUUAAGUCCUUUGGCUUCUUCCGAUAAAUGGAUCACAAAAUAGGACAAAUGGAGAUGAAGUUCCAGAAAGGCAAAUGUUGGGGGUCUAGCCUCUGCUUCAGUACUUAUUAUAUAGCUAGCUAGCUUCUCUCUUUGCAGAUAGUGUUACAUCACAGCCUACUUCUAAAUAAUCUUGUCCUGGCAGGUGGGUCUAAGAAGCUAUUCCUAGCUUAUAGGAAUUAAAACUGUAGUCGUACUGUUCUACUACAUCCUCGACUUCUUAAUUAGUAAGACAUUAACAAUAUAUGUCCAGCUCUGUUGUUUCUUUGCUGCAGAAGAAAACUAGUGUCUUAAUUCAGCUAAUGGUGAAAAUGGCUCUUAGCUUCUGCCAAAAUGUAGCUUUGGGCUUGCCUCUCAUUAGAUGAUCUGUACUUACUAGUAAUCCUUCAAUUGUCCAAAGUACCAAGUUUUUCUUCA
Populus nigra (black poplar) is the source of this 1154-nucleotide messenger RNA. Its product is annotated as protein LIGHT-DEPENDENT SHORT HYPOCOTYLS 10-like. The record is from RefSeq and is a predicted model, not a curated record. NCBI's taxonomy places the organism in Eukaryota, Viridiplantae, Streptophyta, Magnoliopsida, Malpighiales, Salicaceae. Gene Ontology annotation, cellular component: nucleus. Bases 170 to 703 code for a protein of 177 amino acids. The transcript has 2 exons. Gene Ontology annotation, biological process: mRNA transcription; response to light stimulus.